AUGGUCAGAGCACUUAGGAGCAAAACUUACAAUGAGCAUCUGAAAGCACUUGAUCUUACUGAUUUAGGAAGAAAGAGAUUAAGACAAACUCCGAUCUCGCGGAUGUCGCGUGGCGGAGGCACUCCGGCUCCUCCAACGCCACCUGCGCAGCCACCGCCCAAACCAUCACCACAAGCCAAUAGUCGCAGCGUAAGCUCUUCAGAUACGUUGCGCAGUCACCACGGGUCAAGCGAUCGUGACCGUGCCCGGGACGCCGAAGUGCCCGCCAAGAAAGGUAAAGCGUCAUCGUCAAGCAGCACAAGCCAAGGUGGUAGCAGCGGCAGUAGCAGCAAACAGCAUCAGCAACUCGCAGCGGCUGCAGCGGCCCAGAUGGCAUUUGAACAGCACAGCGCGGCUGCUAUGCAGGCCUUGCAGCACCAAUUGCUCAGAGGCUUGAGCAGCGCCGGCGGCAGCAACAACAUGUCUCCAGCAGCAGCGGCAGCAGCCAUGAUGCAGUUUUCUCCGCUGCUCUACACCUACCAGCUCGCGAUGGCUCAGGCCAGCGCGCUAGGUAAGCGUUCGGGUAAAGGCGGUAACAGCAGCGCUGCAAUGGCGGAAAUGCAACGCGUAGCGGAAGCACAAAGACAAUAUUUGUUGGAUAUGAUCCCUGGACAACAUUCACGCAAUCCUUGGACCAAGAAUUGA
Molecule: messenger RNA, 684 nt
Organism: Pieris macdunnoughi
Lineage: Eukaryota; Metazoa; Arthropoda; Insecta; Lepidoptera; Pieridae
Source: the annotation of a GenBank genome assembly